This is a messenger RNA of Oryza sativa Japonica Group (Japanese rice), 1491 nucleotides long. The record is from RefSeq and is a predicted model, not a curated record. Lineage: Eukaryota; Viridiplantae; Streptophyta; Magnoliopsida; Poales; Poaceae.
GCAAAAAAAACAUUCCAGACCUCAUCCCAUUUUCUUCCGUACACGCUUUCACUUCCUCCCAAUCCACCCAUGGACUCGCCGCCGCCGCCGUCUCUCCCGCCGGCGAGCCCGCUCCCCCUCCCGCCGUGGCGGCCCGAUCCGUCGCCGGCCGUCCUCCCCUGGCCGGACCUCCUCGCCGGCGCGGCCGCCGCCACCCGCCGCCUCAUCGCCGCCCACUCCCGCCACUUCCUCGCCCUCUCGUCCCUCCUCCUCCUCCCGCUCUCCCUCCUCCUCCUCUCCCUCCCGGCUCCCUUCCUCCCGCCCGUCUCCCCCUCCGUCUCGCUCCGCUCUACUACGACGCCGCAGCCGGCGCUCCCCCUCCCGCUCCUCGCCCUGGUUGCCGCCGCCGCGCUCCUUUACCUCGCCGCCUUCGCCGCCGCCGCCGCCAGCGCGCACGCGGGGUUCUUCGGCCGCCCCGUCAAGCUGCUCGCCUCGCUGCUCUCCGUGCCCGCGUCCCUCCUCCGCCUCCUCCUGACGGCGCUCCCCGCAGCGCCGCUGCUGCUUCUCCCGCUCCUCCCGCUCCCGUUCCCGCUUACCGCCGCCCUCGCCGUUCUUGGCCUCCUCCUGUUAGUCCCAUUCUGGUCUCUCGCCGGCGCCGCCGCCGUCGUCGAGUCCAGCGCCUGUGUGUCCCCGCUGCGGCAGAGCUGCCGGCUGCUCAAUGGCGCGCGCCUCGCCGCGCUCUCUGCGUUCUUGGUGUUCGGCGCCGGGAUAGGGGUCACGCUAUGGGGAUUUGGUGGGGUGGCCGCGGAGACCUAUGAUGCCAGUGCUGGGUGGGCCGGCAUGGCGCCGGUGGUGGUGAAGGCGGUGGUCGGAACGGCGGUGCUGGUGGUUCUGAUGCUUUAUGGAAUGGUGAUCAACGUUGUGCUCUAUAUGCAUUGCCGCGCGCUUCACGGGGAGCUCACGGGGGAGAUCUACAACGAAUUCGCCAACUCGUAUGUCUUCCUGCCCUUUGACGAGGGCAAGGAUCGGCAUGUAGUGUCAGUGGUCACGGUGUGGCCAUGAUUGACUAUCGCCGCGGUGGUGUCUCUUCAAUUGUGCAAACGUUUGGAUCAAAUACUCUUCUAUUAGCCUUAGGCCUUUACAGCCUUAGCCCUGGAAUAUAUAAUUUUGUUCAGGUAACGUAUCUUUCAUAUGUACAAUAUUGUUUCAAUAUGCACUGAAUAAUAAAAUAGUUCUUGUGCUAUUUGGGAUAACGUAGAUAUAGAUCAAAUUCAUACAUAAGUGUGAUGCUAGACUUCAUUUGAGAUGAGAUGCAGGAAAAUGUUCUUUUGUUGAAAGGGGCUGAGAUAGAGUACCCUUUUCACUACUGUUUUGCUGGUGGAGUCUCAGAGAAGGUUGUAUUCAUUAAUCUGUUUGUCAUGCACUUGUUUAGCGAAUUUCCCUGUUCCUCAUACUGCUGGAAAAAUAUUCAUAGUUCCAGUGCUAGGAAAGGAGCUACUUUUUUUUAAGAAA